Cololabis saira (Pacific saury) is the source of this 982-nucleotide messenger RNA. It is a transcript of the gene rbp4l, whose product is annotated as retinol binding protein 4, like. Gene Ontology annotation, molecular function: retinol transmembrane transporter activity; retinoid binding. NCBI's taxonomy places the organism in Eukaryota, Metazoa, Chordata, Actinopteri, Beloniformes, Belonidae. The transcript is spliced from 5 exons. The record is from RefSeq and is a predicted model, not a curated record. Bases 117 to 707 code for a protein of 196 amino acids.
ACCGUAAGCUAGCCUGUUGGGGGCUUAUAUAAAGACACCCUCCGACACAAGAGGCAAUCUGGUGGAUAACCUUUCACAGAACUGUACCAGUUUUACCGCUUUGUGUGAAAAACAGAAUGGCAUCCUCUAGACUGGCCCUGCUGAUUGUCCUUGUGUCCUCCAUGGAGCACUGUCUCUCUGCUACCUGUAUCGUUGAAGACUUCUCAGUUAAAGAAGAGUUUGAUGCAAAGAGGUAUGCAGGGACGUGGUAUGCACUUCAGAAGAAAGACCCAGAGGGGCUGUUCCUGCAGGACAACAUUUCUGCUAACUACACUAUUCUUGAUGAUGGCUCCAUGACUGCCUCCUCCAAGGGACGCGUUACUCUGUUUGGCUUCUGGGUAGUGUGUGCUGAUAUGGCUGCUCAGUACUCUGUUCCAGACCCGACCACCCCAGGCAAAAUGUUCAUGAACUAUCAGGGUCUGGCCAGCUACCUCUCCAGUGGAGGUGACAACUACUGGGUGAUUGACACCGACUAUGACAACUAUGCAAUCACCUACGCCUGCCGCAUCGUGAAAGACGAUGGCAGCUGCGAGGACGGCUAUUCCCUCGUCUUCUCCAGAAGCCCCCGAGGCUUGCCUCCCACCAUCCAGCGUGUUGUCCGUGCGAAACAGGAGGAAAUUUGCAUGAGCGGACAGUUCCAGCCUGUGCUGCAGUCUGGGGCCUGCUAAGCAGACAACAGAGAAAAAGAGAGCAGGAGCGUAUGCCAGAUAGCUGCAGCCCGGGUGGCUUGACAGCAAAAAGAGUGAGAAUGAAAGAGUGCAUGUGCAAGUGAGAGAAAAUGAAUCAGUGAGAGUGAUAAUUAUAAAAGAUGAAACAAGAUUGACAGAAGUCAUCUUCCUCCUGUUUCACUCAUUUAUGCAUCAUCUGUCAGAGGAAAAUCUUUCCAGUGCAGUUUUGAUUUUGAAAUGAAAAUGAAAAUAAAUGUUUGUUUUUUUUAAACAAA